Molecule: messenger RNA, 948 nt
Organism: Gracilinanus agilis (Agile Gracile Mouse Opossum)
Lineage: Eukaryota; Metazoa; Chordata; Mammalia; Didelphimorphia; Didelphidae
Product: olfactory receptor 6V1-like
Exons: 1
Coding region: 1-948 (315 amino acids)
Biological process (GO): G protein-coupled receptor signaling pathway
Cellular component (GO): membrane
Molecular function (GO): olfactory receptor activity; G protein-coupled receptor activity
Source: RefSeq, a predicted model, not a curated record
AUGAACAAUCACACCAUGGUCAGGGACUUUGUUCUCUGGGGUUUCUCUCAUCUCCGGGAGUUCCAGAUCCUUCUGUUCCUGUUUGUCCUUUUGGUGUAUGUGCUGAUCAUGCUGGGAAACUUGUCUGUCAUCACAAUCACAUUCCUUGAUUCUCGUCUCCACUCACCAAUGUAUUUUUUCCUCUGUAACUUUUCCCUCAUGGAGAUGCUUGUUACCUCCACUGUUGUGCCCAGGAUGUUGGCUGAUCUGCUCUCCACACACAAAACCAUCUCCCUGGCUGAAUGCCUGACCCAGUCAUUCUUCUACUUUUCCCUGGGCUCCACUGAUUUCCUCAUUCUCACUGCCAUGGCCUUUGACCGUUAUGUUGCAAUCUGCCGUCCUCUGCACUACCCAACCAUCAUGAGUGGUCAGGUUUGUGUCAGGCUGGUGGUUGCAUGCUGGGUGGUUGGCUUCCUCUCCAUCGUUUCCCCCACCAUCCAAAAAUCCCAGCUCUGGUUCUGUGGUCCUAAUGUCAUUGACCACUUCUUUUGUGACUCUGCCCCACUCUUAAAGCUUUCCUGCUCAGAAACCCACCAUAUUGAACGCAUGGAUUUCUUCCUCUCUCUCCUUUUUGUAUUAACCACCAUGCUGCUAAUCAUGAUAUCCUACAUCUUUAUUGUGGCUUCAGUGCUUCGCAUUCCUUCUUCCUCUGGCCGCCAAAAGGCCUUCUCCACCUGUGCCUCACACCUCACAGUGGUGGUGCUUGGCUAUGGUAGUGCCAUUUUCAUUUAUGUGAGACCCAGCAAGGGCCAUUCCACAGACCUCAACAAAGUAGUGGCCUUAAUGACAGCUGUGGUGACCCCAUUCCUCAACCCUUUCAUCUUCACCUUUCGGAAUGAGAAGGUCAAGGAGGUCAUUGAAGACAUUGUCAAAAAGAUACUUUCCAAAGACUCAGAAGGCUUCAGAUAA